Pelodiscus sinensis (Chinese soft-shelled turtle) is the source of this 3000-nucleotide messenger RNA. The record is from RefSeq and is a predicted model, not a curated record. Lineage: Eukaryota; Metazoa; Chordata; Testudines; Trionychidae.
AUGGGCAACACUAAUGAUUUCCAUUUGUUUUGUCUUAAUUUCCCCCCAGCAGACACCCUCUUAUUACUCUUGGUCUUGGUACCAACGGCAGGGUGCCAAUCUCCCAGCAAAGAUGCACCCAAAGAGCAGUCUGACACAGAGCUCCUAAAAUGUCCGAGCUCAUGUGCUUGCAGCUAUGACGACUACAGUGAGGAACUCAACAUCUUCUGCAGCUCCCGGAACCUGACCUGCUUCCCAGAAGACAUUCCCAGCAAUGUUAAGUCAUUAUGGCUGGAUGGAAACAACUUAUUUUCUGUGCCAGCUGCAGCCUUCAGUAAUCUUUCCAACCUGGACUUCCUUAAUCUGCAGAGCAGCCAGCUGGCAAGCAUUGAGCAGCAUGCCUUUCAUGGGUUAAAAGGCCUCUACCACCUGCACCUGGAACGGAACAGGCUAAAACAUUUGGCACCCAACACUUUCCUUCACACACAGAACCUUGCCACCUUAAGCCUCAACAACAAUCUCUUCAGCAAAAUUGAGGAAGACCUGUUUGCUGGGCUCUCCAACCUCUGGUACCUGAACCUCGGGUGGAAUUCCUUAGUGGUGUUGCCUGAUAAAGUGUUCCAUCACUUGCCUAACCUGAGGGAGCUAGUCUUGGCUGGGAACAAGCUGCCCUACCUGCAACACCAAAUAUUCUGCAGUCUCAGUGAGCUGAAGGAGCUGGAUUUGAGUAGGAACUUGUUGAAAGGCAUCAAGCUCAAUAUCUUUGUCAAGUUGCAGAAGCUACAGAAGCUGUACCUCAACCACAACCUGAUCAAUGCCAUUGCCCCACGUGCUUUUAUGGGGAUGAAGUCCCUCAGGUGGUUGGACCUCUCCCACAAUCGUCUCAUCUCACUCUUUGAAGAAACAUUCCUGGGUCUCUUGAGCCUGCAUGUAUUGCGUUUAUCCAGUAACUCAAUCACCAGCCUGCGCCCAAGGACUUUCAAAGACCUCCAGUUCCUGGAGGAGCUGCAGCUGGGACACAACAGGAUCAGGAGCCUCACAGAAAGGACUUUCGAUGGGCUAGGCCAGCUGGAGGUCCUUACACUGAACAACAACCAAAUUCAAGAGAUCAGGGUUGGGGCAUUCCUUGGGCUCUUUAAUGUCGCAGUGAUGAACUUGUCUGGUAACUGCCUCAAGGCACUUCCUGACUAUGUCUUUAAGGGUCUAACCAAGCUGCACAGCCUUCACCUGGAAAACAGCUGUCUGAGCAGAAUCAGGCCACAAACUUUCUCUAGCCUUUCCUGCCUCCGGAGGCUCUCCUUGCAACACAACACCAUAUCUGUGAUUGAAGACCAGAGUCUGAAUGAACUGCAUGAUCUUUUGGAGCUGGACCUUAAGCAUAACAGGCUGACCCAUCUUUCCUCCGACAUGUUUGUAGGCCUCAAUAACCUUGAAUACCUACUCCUUUCCUCCAACCAGCUGCUGGAGAUCUCUCACAACACUUUCAACUCACUUCAGCGUCUCUUCUGGCUUGACCUCUCCAACAACCAUUUGGAGACACUGGACAAAAACAUAAUUACCCCUUUGACAAGCUUGCGGUAUCUUAGCAUCAGAAACAAUUCCCUGGAAACCUUCUCAGUUGAUUCUCUGAGCCCUUUACCUGUGCUGGAGCAGUUGUGGCUGGAAGGAAACAAGUGGCACUGCAACUGCUCACUGAAGGAACUAAGACACUUUUCCUUGCAGCGUCCUACAGUGGUUCCACGCUUUGUCCAGUCCCUUACAGAGGGAGAGGAUUCCAACAUACCUGUGUAUGUGUACAACAACCUUACCUGUCUGAGCCCACCAGACGUGGCUGGCCUUGACCUGAGGGAAAUCAGUGAAGACCACUUUGCUGACUGCUAACUGAUAUAUUUCCUCUUUAUAGAGGACUUUCUGCUUUCUAUAGUUGGCACCAUUAGACAUAUACUCACACAAGUUCCAGUAGCAUCCAGUGAACCAUUUUCCUAUAGGCAAAUAAGCUUGAAAGGUAUAGCUAUCUACCAGCUCAACCACCUUGCCUGAUCUUUGUGUCAAGCUCACCAGUGCAGCAGUUCUAGAGCAUGUGCCACCGUUCACUAUUUCAUAGGGAAGCCAGUACAAUUGCACAGAACUCUUAGCUUUCUCUCUCCAUGCUGCACCAUUACUAUAUUUGUAUAGCUGCAGUUUUCAACAGAACCAGCAUACCAGCAUUGGCUGAGCAGCUGGGGUAAACAGGUUCUUUGGACUUUGCAAUUACCCUUGGGCUAUUUGAACUUAGCGUUGUGAUUCAGAGCCAGCAUUCCUUUGCCCAGCACUGACAAGUGAAGGAAAGAAUGGGGGCAUGUGAAGGCCUGGGCAGAUGGGAGCCUUUUCUGGGGACUGUUUUUUCCAAUUAAAAAAUUAAAAUUGAUUUUAAUGAACCCAAACAAACUAUGGUAGUACAAUAAGAGUGACUCAAAGCUAACCUGGAAGGGUAUUGACUGCUGAGGUCCUGCAUUUAGCUCUGAAACUCAUUGGGAGCAACGGAUGGGCCACCUGUCACCAACAAUGAGUAUCUCAUGUCAGCUUUUUAGCAACCAUUUAUAGUUGGUAGAGAUGCUGUUGUCAACAGGUCAUGGAGACAAACCCUCCUUAAUGGAAAGAAUAUCACUGCAACCUCAGGGCCUCAAGCUGAGCAAACAGAGAGCAAAUGAAGAAGCCAAGAUGCUCUUAAUCUGAGGAAGGAAAAUCUGGGCCACAGUGAUCAUUAAUGGGAAUGCUAACAAAGUUAUUUAUCAUUGCCCUGCAAUAAGCCCCAUUGUGACUAGGCAAUGCAUGCAGGGGCUUCAUCCCAUAUGAACUGCAGUAGCUUGCCGCAGCAGUUGUCACUCUUUUCCAUUCUGUGAGACCCUGCAUUGCAAUACAAAAAUGUUUCAGGAACCCAUAAAGCAUUCUAACUGUACAGCACCAAAUACAAAAGGGUCCCGAUACAUUGGCCUCUGAGGCUAGGACAAGACGCAAUGGGCUUAAACUGCAGCAAGGGAG